AAAGCAGGGAGCUGGGUUAGCAGAGGGUGUGUCUUUUUGCACAGAAACUCGAUCCUGCCAGGGACCAGAAAGUUUUUCACUAGCUAAAGAUCUGCAGCAUUCUUCAGAGAGGAACUGUGCAAACCAUUGCUCAAGUUGAAAUGAUCAUUUUAUGGAGUCACUUCUCAGGGUGGAUUCAACCGAUUCUCAGGAUUCAGAGCUGGGAUCCAACCGAACAUUCUUAGAGACACGCCCCCCACCCCCACCCCAUCUUUGAAUGUUUCAUGUGACGUGUCUUUAUGUCUCUGGGUGUAGCUGUGGCCACCAAACUCACUUAAUGAUAUGAGAACGACUCCAACACAGGACUCCUCCAGAGGCACAAGGCAAGCCUGCUGUUGCACCUAACCCCCAAUUAAUCAAGUAACUUCAAGAACAUUUUACUUGAAAUUCUCUUGACAAAAUGGCAGCCAAGCUACAGAAAAUUGUGGCAGACAAAAAAGAAGUGGUUGAAACUGUUAUGGAAAUAUUUGACCAGGGAGCUGAAAUCGUUGCUAGCGUAGUGGGAGAGUUAUUCCCAAUCUUCCAGAUCGCUGCUCCGAUUGUGAAACUCGCCCUAGACAAUGUUGAAAGCACCGAAGCAGAGUACAUGAAGGAGCAGUUCCAGAAAGUUAGGGACAAGUUAGACGUAGUUUCCGAAGAGAUCACCAGCAUCAACAACGAGAUUAAGAAAAGCGGGAUGGACCAGCAAUACUUCGGAGUUGAAGAAAACCUGACAAACCAGUUUCGGAAGUUUAUGGACAUCCUAAACGCUAAACCGAAGUUCAAGGAGGUCAAGAAAAAGCUGUUCCUGGACUUCUUCAACAGGACGGGUAAGGAGCAAAAUCUUGAAAUUCUCUACGAUGCCGUGAUGGGCACAGGACUGUUUACAGAACCCAUUCUUGAAAUAGCCCUGAAUUACGAGGAGAAGAACCGUCGUGUCAUGGAAGAUUUCUGCGCUCGCCUUAAACAGCUCUUCUGUAUCGGCUUGAUAGCUCUGAUUGGAUACGCAGGUCUUCAGAACGAAGACGAAGAAGAGCUGGUGAAAGAGUGGCAUGAGAAGAUGAGAGAAGUUGAGACCAGAAUGAAAAUUGUUGUAGAUGACUGCAUCGGCAGUUUCGAAGGACAGGCCAAAAUUGACAUCCGCAAACUGCUGAGAGAAAAGAACGACAAAACUAACCAGGAAUUAUCAGACUACUUGCUCGAUUUCUUAAAGAAAAAAUAUGACUGGAUCAUGUGGUCCGUGCGGGUCUACAACCAUUCCACAGGUAUAUUCAGCAAAAUCACUGGGAAAAAAUAUCACUGCCUGACUGGCAAAAGCCGCUUUGAAUUUUUGGAAAUUGAUGGCGUCACAAACGUCGUCGUGUCCUACAGCGCCUGCCCGGAGCCAAUCAACAAGGAGAUGAUACACCAGCUAAUGGAAGGGCAAGAGAAGAAAAAUGAUGUUGCAAUAGCCGAACAGAUAUUCUACAAGGUGCCAGCUUGCGUUGUUCAUGCAGUCAGUGUCAGCAAUCAGCUCUGCGGAUCCUGGAGUUUCCCAGAUGAGUUGCACUUCUGGGAACAAUAUAAAAACCUGACGCUGUGUGUCCACUCAGCCUAAGAAAAAAAUAACAGCCAUACAAUUGCUUGCUUUAGAAUAAAUAGGGCGCACCUUUGUACUAUUCAUGCUAGUUGACUUCUCAUUAGCAGCAGGGAUAAACUUAACUAGCCCCAUCACGAUGCAAUUGCCAGCAGGGGAUCUUGCACGAGUGAAGAAGACUAAACUAAUAAUACAUAUAUCAAGGUUGAGUUGCAUGGUCAUUUUUCAGUUUCUCAUUCAGUUUUCCAAUGGCUUGGUUUUUUAAUAUGUUUCACCAUACCUCUGAGCUUUACUGUGUUUAAGCAUUUUGUAGUGGUUUUUACUAUGAACCUAGCAAACUUUUUUUUUACAUAUAAAUAAUGAAAACCAGAAACUAAACUAUAAUUGGAAACCAAAUACCUAGAAUGACAUUGGAGAGAAAAUUAUUUUAUUCUGGACCCCCUGUUUGUUGUACCUUUUAAAGACGGGUUGAAUCUCAAAGCCAUUUAUUUCGAAAUGUCAUUAGCGCAAUUUUUUUAUAUCGUAAAAGUAUAUCCAACAACGUUACUAAAUCAGAAAUUUCAUAACUCAGACAUCCCAUUUAGAUUUUUGUGAGUAGUCUGAAGAUGUUUCUUUGUUGUGAUUUGGAAUUGUUUUUUCUUUUUGUCUCUCAGACAAAAAUAAUUCUGGCGAUUUGGAAUAAAUAGCUUUGAGAAUCUAAUCCAUUGUUGUAUCUAACUCACUUGAUCUCAGAGUGUCAAUACAGCAACACCAAAGCAAUGAGUAGCACAUACUGUAAAUACCCAUCUUAGCGGUACGUUCAAAUGAUAACUCUCUUGUCCAACUGCAGCAGCUAAGCUUGACAGACUACCUUCUCCAGUCCACUAAACCGUGCACAGCGCACAAGACAUAGCUGCGUUUCAAGGGUUUCAUUCGAAAAGUCAACCUUGAGCUCCCUGAAUCUGGCAAUUAUGGCAUUUCCCGUUCCAGUGUCCAGGUUUGGUACAUAAGCUGCUAAUAAAAACAAAAAACAAGAAUUGUACUUGACAAAACAUGUUUGCAAUCUAAGGAUAGUGUUAUUCAGAUAAGGCACAUGUAGUUUAGAACCCCCUUAUAUUUGUGUUCGAGCAGAGGCUCAAAUAAGUAAUGUCACUGGCAAUGAACAAAAAAUAAUGCACUGUUUAAUUCUAUUCCUUUCUUUUUGUAUACUAAAUGCACUAUCUAACAUUUAAUAAAACACUUUUUUAUUAUUAACUGUCAUGAUGUAAAUGAGAUUAACUCAUGUAACCAAUUAUUACAAUGCAAAAUAAAAAUGAACUGCUAAUAUAAAUAUCAUUUAGAUGAUAAAUGUUGUAAGAAUAAAAUGACAAUAAAAAUGUAAACAACA
Messenger RNA from Polyodon spathula (Mississippi paddlefish), 2960 nucleotides. Its product is annotated as protein rapunzel-like. The record is from RefSeq and is a predicted model, not a curated record. The coding region runs from base 440 to 1615 and encodes 391 amino acids. The transcript has 3 exons. NCBI's taxonomy places the organism in Eukaryota, Metazoa, Chordata, Actinopteri, Acipenseriformes, Polyodontidae.